Messenger RNA from Caenorhabditis sp. 36 PRJEB53466, 487 nucleotides. Lineage: Eukaryota; Metazoa; Nematoda; Chromadorea; Rhabditida; Rhabditidae. The record is from the annotation of a GenBank genome assembly.
AUGGAGCGGCUCGUCGCCUCUUAUCAGGGCAAAAAGAAGAAGAGCAAGUCGAAGAAGAAGGCGCAGUCGAUGCACGAUCUCUCGCAGUUCGCCUCCCUUCAGAGCGGUCCGCUGAGUCCGGGCGCGGUCACCAGCUACUCCAGCAACACUAACGGCUUCGAGACGGUCGAGAGGAGAGCAUUCUCUCCGCGGGAACUCAGUUCCGGCUACUCUAGCAAUGGAGACGCCGCCGAAUCCAUGUGAGUGCUCAACUUCAAUUCAAUAAUCUCGAUUGUUUUUCAGAAAGAGUGAGGCGGAAAUCGUGCGCCACCGACUCCGUUUCAUAGAAGAUGACGUGGAUUCGCUGCGUGACAUUGGCGCUCAGACGGACAUGGAUCUUCUUCAAACGCACGUCAAAGUGCUCGACGACAAGACUUGGGCAGGACUCGGACUUUCUGCCGUCGAGCACAUCGAUCGGGUGCUCGACGAGCUCGAAUUCGACGAAUGA